CGUUUAUUUGAAAAAAUGGUUUUCAAAAUAUUGUUACUCAUAGCAUUCGCUUCAGUAUCUUGCACUUUGGUCAACGGCCAGAUACAGUCAAGAAUACUGGGUGGAAAGAAUGCAAGAGUUGGACAAUUUCCCUACCAGGUAGCACUAUAUACAAAUAAUAAUUUUGAGUGCGGUGGUACUAUCAUAGACCGUCGGUGGAUUAUGACAGCUGCUCAUUGUGUAGUUGUUGGUGGAGUUGGUAUAAAACCUUAUCCUGCCAGAAAUGUAACAAUUCGUGCUGGAAGUAUUCACCGUUUGACUGGUGGAAAGUUAUUACGAGCAGAGAAGAUAAAAGUAAAAAUGUCCUUUGGAAACUUCUUGGAUGACAUUGCACUAGUGUAUUUGAAUGAAUCACUUGUAAUGAGUGAUACAAUUAAUAAAAUUGGAUUACAAUGGGAAGAAGUACCAAAUAAUUCUCCAGUGAAUAUUACUGGAUGGGGACGUCUUAGUUUCAAUGGCGUAAAUCCAGAUAUCUUGCAAUGGAAUACUUUGUCUAAAUUAAGUCCAGAUUCGUGUGAGAAGAGAAUUGGCUAUGGAUGGGAUUCAAUUCUUUGUUUAGCACAUAAAGAGAAUAAUGGAAUUUGUAUGGGAGAUUCUGGCGGUCCAGCUACGUAUAAUGGAAAAGUUGCAGGAGUUACCAAUUUUAGUAAUGAUGGAUGCGGAAGUAAGAAACCUGAUGCAUUUGCUAAAGUAAGUUAUCAUCGCAAUUGGAUAAUGGCUAAUAUGAUGAGUACACAAUUUGGACCAAAACGGACAGUGAUUUAUUUGACAAUGUCGUUGACUAUUCUAUCUUUAAUUGCACUCUUGUGUCUCUUGUUAUGUGGAACGCAUUCAGCUCAACCAAUAUCGAAAGUCGUCGGUGGCAAGGACGCAGAAAUUGGUCAAUUCCCUCAUCAGGUAGCCCUUUUUAAAGAUGGAUCAUUCACUUGUGGUGGAUCGAUAAUUAGUUCUCGUUAUGUUCUGACAGCUGCUCAUUGUGUUGUCGUUGGUAAUGGUAUUGAAACACUACCAGCAAAAUAUUUCACUGUUCGAGUUGGUAGCAUUCAACGUUUGGCUGGUGGAAAAUUAAUGUCAAUUAAAACUGUCACCGUCCGUCAGAGCUAUGGCAACUUUUUGGAUGACGUUGCAUUACUCGAAUUGGAAACAGAACUUGUCUUUAGCAAAAAUAUCCAAAAAAUUGAUUUGUAUGAUGCUGAAGUACCAAAAGGUGAAGAAAUUGUUAUUUCUGGAUGGGGACGUAUAGUACAUGGUGGAGCUAUUCCACAUCGUCUGCAAUAUAAUACAUUGUCAGCUUUAGAUGGACCAAGUUGCGAUUUAGCUAUAGGCAUGGGUCAUGAUCAAAUAAUAUGUUUAGCCCAUGAUAGGAAUAAUGGAGCUUGUAAUGGUGAUUCUGGUGGUCCGGCAACUUAUCAAGGAAAACUCGUUGGUGUAGCUGGAUUUGUUUAUGGUGGAUGUGGUAGUGCUAAUCCAGAUGGUUAUGCUAAGGUUAAAUACCAUCUUGAUUGGAUACAUGCUAAUAUGCAUUAAAAAAAAAUAUUAGAUCAACCUAUUCACACACUUUUUUAUUCUAAUUAAAAUAUGUAAUUUAAAUUACUGUAAACCUUCAGGAUUUUCAAAAAUAAUUCUUUGCAAUCAGUUUAAAAUAAAUUUUCAGACGUUUAAAAAUGCAACCGAAUUUGAUAUUCUUCUUUUUCGAAGAAAAAAUUGCCAAUUUUGUUCUUGAAAUAAAAUCAAACUUUUAAAAUUUUUUA
Messenger RNA from Episyrphus balteatus (marmalade hoverfly), 1790 nucleotides. Its product is annotated as transmembrane protease serine 9-like. Bases 16 to 1566 code for a protein of 516 amino acids. Gene Ontology annotation, molecular function: serine-type endopeptidase activity. NCBI's taxonomy places the organism in Eukaryota, Metazoa, Arthropoda, Insecta, Diptera, Syrphidae. The record is from RefSeq and is a predicted model, not a curated record. Gene Ontology annotation, biological process: proteolysis. The transcript has 5 exons.